This is a messenger RNA of Diatraea saccharalis (sugarcane borer), 1074 nucleotides long. NCBI's taxonomy places the organism in Eukaryota, Metazoa, Arthropoda, Insecta, Lepidoptera, Crambidae. The record is from the annotation of a GenBank genome assembly.
AUGGAUAAUAAAGAAGAAAUGCAAGCAGAUUAUCCUGAAAAGUAUCCCCCUUUUAUAUUAGACCCAGUUCAUGUAGAAUAUCCUGUGAGAAAAUUUCCUGGAACUGGAGAUUCUAGUGAAACCAUAGCACAUAAAUGGAAGAGUCAACCAGAAGUUCUGACGAGUGGAAAGACACCUAUAGAAGAAAUUAAGAAUUACUUAUACGACUACAAUAUAACCAAAGAGUUAAAUAAAUCUCAAACAAUCAAAGACUUUGAUUACAAACAUGCAGAAAAGAUGAGAUUCAACAAACACACUUCUUGUUUAGAAAAUCAUUAUAUUUAUCCGUUGAGUAGAAGGAUUUCAGAGAGACAACCACAAUGUUCAGCGUUUACCAAUUCGACAAUGAAGGAGUCAUAUUCAUCACCAACAAUCCCACCGAGACUUGUGACAGAUAAGGAUCAAUUUAAACAUCCAGCCAGUCUGCCUCUCGAUCCAUCUGAGAUAGAACCAAAGUGGCGUAAAGAUUUUGAACCAUUAGAUACGACACACGAAGGUUUCGAGAAAUACCUGGACCCAUAUCUGACGACGAGCAGACUCCACCACAGGCCCUUUACGGCGGAUCAAUUAACUAAAUCAUCUGCUUCUAAGGACAUUAUAACUUAUUAUACUUUUGCUGAUGUCGCUUGGACUCGUGCCCCGUUGCAAAAGCCAGAACAUUGCAAUCUGCCAGUCACCAGACCAAAGUCCAUAUACGACAGGGAGAAAUUCAAAGAAGACUUUAGAGAGAUACGGACUCAUAAUAAACAAAGAUGGGUGCCAAGCUCUUUUCGCACAGAAACCAGAGAUAACUAUAGAUCUGAGUCAGCUCAUUUAUCUUCUUUUGUCGACAACCCCGAAGAAGAUGUGAGGAACUAUUACAGUCGGCGUGCACGUAAUUUACCUACAAAUGACGUCAAUGAACAAGCUACAAUACAACAGUCGUACAAUUCUGAAACUUCGCACGUCAUAGGGACUGGGAGACCGAUUUGUACUGUACUAGAUCAGUAUGUUAAGAAGAACAAAAGACUGGAAAGAAAAAUGUUGAAAAGAUAA